AUGUUAGCUACUAUUGAUCGAUGGCUUAUAUCAUCUACUAAUGUACGUUUUCGACGUUUAAGUUCAUAUAAAAAUGUUGUACGCAGUAUUUUUCUGUUAACAUUAUUAUCAUUGACUAUUCAUUCUCAACUUCUUUAUUGUUAUGAAUCAUCUUUGAAUAAUACACCUUUAAAAUGUUUCAAUAAAAAUACAGUAUGUCGAUUAAUAAAUGAUUUAUCGUUUGCUAUACUUACAAUUCUUUUACCUCUGAUAUUAAUUGUAAUAUUUGGUUGGAUGACUAUUUUAAAUAUUCGUUUAAGUCAUAAUCGUAUUAAACCUGCUAUUGGAGUUAAUAUUGUAGGUAGUCCAUUGGAAUUAGUCAGUCAUCAUCAACAACAACGAUUUAAAAAAAUCGAUCAUCAUCUUUUUAUUAUGCUUUUCAUUCAAGCAAUUCUUUUUUCUUUUCUAACUUUUCCUGUUGCUAUUCAAAAACUUUAUGCAACAUUAACAAUGAAUAUUGAAAAAUCUCCAUUAAAAAUAACAAUUGAAGAUUUUGUUUAUCAAAUUACUCUUCUUAUGACUUAUUUUGCAUUCGGAAUGCAAUUUUAUGUUAAUACUUUAAGUGGUGGAGAUGUUUUUCGAAAAACUAUGAUAAAUUUUCGACAAUUCAUCAUUCGAAAAAUAAUUUGUCAAUAA
Molecule: messenger RNA, 675 nt
Organism: Rotaria sp. Silwood1
Lineage: Eukaryota; Metazoa; Rotifera; Eurotatoria; Philodinida; Philodinidae
Source: the annotation of a GenBank genome assembly